GUGAAGUGUGGCGGACAGGGGCAGGCUGGAAUUCGCUGAGGGUGUGUGGAGGCGGGGAACAGAGAACAGCGACACACACCUUACAGCUCAGAGCCACAGAGUGAAAGAAGAGGCUUUCCUAUGGCGUGUAAUUGACCAGUUCAAUCUCAUUGGCUUUGGUUGUGCAGGUGAUAGAGAGAGGGAGAGAGAGGGGGAAUAUUAAAUAUGGCUGGAAAGUCUCUGCGCUUGUGCGUAUUCGUAAUGUGCGCGAUUCAAACCAACUCUGGAUUUAACAUUGACGUGCAGUUCCCGGUCAUCAAAGAAGGAAAAACCAAGGGCAGUUUAUUUGGAUUUUCUGUUGCAUUGCACAAACAGACCGAAAAGACAAAGAAGAACUUCCUCUUAGUCGGAGCACCCCAAGAAAAAGCCCAGCCCCAACUCAGCAAAUUCAACAUUAAUGAAACCGGAGCCGUGUAUUACUGUCCCAUCACUAUCGAGCAGGAUGACUGCAGGAGGAUGGACCUCAUCAGUCCACCGCAGUCAGCAGAGAUGGUGGAGGGCAUGUGGCUGGGAGUGACCGUGGCCAGUCAGAGGACUGGAGGACAUGUGCUGGCAUGUGGUCAUCGCUACGUAAAAAAACUUCUGGGCGCCGAAGAGCAGCAGCGUAUGGUGGGCAAAUGUUACGUGCGGGGCAACGACCUGACCUACGACCCGACUGAUUACUGGCAGUCUGACACUUACGAGCUGUGCGACUUCAACUAUGACCAGAACCUGGAGGGCAUGUGUAACAUGGGCAUCUCAGGGGGCAUGACGGAGAAUGACGUGUACUUUGGGUCGCCCGGCAGCUUUGUGUGGCAGGGAACUGUCCAUAUGAAAGAGAGAGACCCCAACUUUGAUUUUGCCGGAGAUGCCAAUGAAAUAAGCUUCGGUAAGCUAGGCGAGGACAGACUCAACAUCUACAUAGGUUACUCUGUGCUGGAGGACAUAAAGUUACUGGAUCGCUCGAAGUACACUGUGGUGACGGGGGCUCCCAGAGACAAUUUCAAAGGUUCAGUGAUCCUGGCAGAAAAACAAGGUUUGCUUCUUAACCCAGUGAUGACGAUCCCAGGGGAACAACUAGGGUCGUACUUCGGCGGCUGCUUGGCGGUGACCGACCUCAACAAUGACGACUGGAACGACCUGAUCGUUGGAGCUCCGUUCUACUUUGAUCGCAACAAGGAGGAGGGAGGAGCUGUUUACGUCUUCAUGAACGAGAACGGAUCCUUCCGGGAAAAAGCCAGCUUGCUUCUGAAGGGUAAAAAAGGCUCAGGGUUUGGGUUUGCUGUUGCUGCGGUGGGGGACGUCAAUCAGGACGGAUUUCAAGAUUUAGCUGUUGGUGCUCCGUUCCAAGACUCUGGGAAAGUCUUUAUAUGGAUGGGAAGCAAAAAUGGAAUAACUACAGAACCCAGCCAGGUGAUCGAGGGGAAAUCAUUAGGUCCCAGUGGCUUUCAGACGUUCGGCUACUCUCUCAGUGGAGGACUGGAUAUGGAUGGAAAUGAUUAUCCUGACAUUUUGGUGGGCUCCAUGGAUGACCGCAUCGCUCUCUUGAGGGCUCGUCCGGUUAUCCACCUCUCCCAAAAAUUUACAGUAGAGCCAAAGAUUGUGAGUCCAAACCAGUGUGUUAAUUCCUGCAUAAAGGUGAAGGUGUGUUUCAGCUACAAUCUCAGCGCUGGAAACACAGCCUUCAAGAAGGACAUCACUGUGAAGUACACAGUAGACGCUGACCCGAAUCGCCGUGGUGCCCGAGUUCGUUUCCUUGACAACAAGCAAAGCACAUUUACAGGCCUGCUGUCUUUUUCCGCUCCCGCAUGUCAAGAGCUGGAACUUUCUGUUAAUACUCCUGUGAGGGACAAACUUCAGCCCAUAGUGUUCACUCUCAACGUGUCUCUGAAUGAGCAGAAAGCAGCAGCACCGCAAACACUGCAGAGUCUGGAUGCUUUCCCUGUGCUGAGCGGCCAGCAGAUCCUGACCAACAAAACCGAGAUUAACUUUCAUAAGGAGUGUGGUGUUGACAACAUGUGUAGCAGUAACCUGCAGCUCAAGGCCAAAUUUGCUGAUGAGAAUUACUUUCCCUUCCCCAGUCAGACGAUAGAGUUCAACAGUAGCAUUAAGAAGCUGGUGAUGAUGGUGGAUGUUACUAACAUGCCGGAUGGAGGCAGGCAGGAGGCCGAGGACGCCCAUCAGGCCAUGCUGAGCAUCACCAUUCCCCCCUCACUCAAAUACUCAGGAGUGCGCACUCUGACUGGUUUAGAUAUUGAGUGCAGCGCAGACGAGACUGUGAUAUGCGAUCUGGGAAACCCAUUUAAAAGCAAUCAGAAGACCUCAUUGAUAAUCAUCUUUGAGACUUCUGGCGUAACACUUUACACAAAGAAGAUUGAAUCUCAGCUUCAGCUCUCCACUAUCAGUGAGCAGAAGGAUCUGGAUCCUGUUCCUGUCACUCUCGACGUGAAGAACACGGUCCUCACUACCUUUUCCCUAGAAAAACAAAUGAUUGACACGACGUUCAGUGGCAGUGUGACUGGUGAAUCUGCCAUGAGCAGCACCAGUGAUGUGGGGAGUCCACUGGAGUUUGUGUUUCGUGUGCACAUGCAGGGAGAACCUCUGGGAGAUUUGGGAACUCUGGUGAUUGACUUUGAAUGGCCAUAUGAGGUAGCCAAUGGGAAAUGGCUGCUGUAUCUCACAGAGAUAGUGAUCAAAGGAGCUUCAGAGUCGCGCUGUGUCCCACCGGGGAAUAUAUAUAUAUAUAUAUAUAUUGGUUUGCAUCUAUUAGAUUCCAAACAAAAGACAAAAUAA
Molecule: messenger RNA, 2811 nt
Organism: Sinocyclocheilus grahami
Lineage: Eukaryota; Metazoa; Chordata; Actinopteri; Cypriniformes; Cyprinidae
Product: integrin alpha-3-like
Exons: 20
Coding region: 205-2811 (868 amino acids)
Biological process (GO): leukocyte migration; integrin-mediated signaling pathway; cell adhesion mediated by integrin
Cellular component (GO): integrin complex; external side of plasma membrane
Molecular function (GO): integrin binding
Source: RefSeq, a predicted model, not a curated record